UGGUCUAAUAAACGUUAUUAAAAGCCUAUAUUCCUUUGUUGCAUCAUUUAUAUAGCUAAACGAUCAGAACAAAAUCCCAUAUGAAGCGCCCUAUCAUUGGCAUGUUGUUAAAUUUUGAGGAUGAAAUGAUCGAUUACCUCCUCCGCAUCUUCAUCAGGGUGGGUCGGCAGACGUCUAAAUUAUAUAUACUUGAAGCCGGCCAAAAUUCAUAUUUUGUCGUGCAUGCGACUCUGAUUCCCCACUUCGGUAGGCUCAUAUACCCAAACAGCUGGUUGAAGCUUUGAUACCCGAGCCAUGGAGCUUGUGAAAUGCCUACUGUGUGUAUACUUUCUAAUACACAUUAUUAUUGUUCGAGCGGAUAUACCUGAAUUACAGUGGCUGAUUAAUAAAUUGGACGAAGAAAGAGCACCUGCUUCCGUGCAAGAAGCAGCAGCUACUGGCGUUCUGCACAGGCUGCUCCCUUCUCAUUCAUCUGCCUUCCACUUUCAAAUUGUGUCCAAGGACAAAUGUGGUGGACAUGCUUGCUUUAUAAUUAAUAAUCAUAACUUCUCUGGUGAAAAAGGAUAUCCAGAAAUCAUCAUUAAAGGGACAACUGGGGUUGAGCUUGCGGCUGGUCUUCAUUGGUAUUUAAAACAUUAUUGCGGUGUUCAUGUGUCAUGGGACAAGACUGGUGGAGCACAGCUAGAUUCAGUUCCCAGGCCUGGCUCAUUACCAUUUUUACACAGUGGUGGUGUUAUGGUUCAACGGCCAGUUCCAUGGAAUUAUUACCAAAAUGCGGUUACUUCAAGCUAUACCUUUGUAUGGUGGGAUUGGGAACGAUGGGAGAAGGAAAUCGAUUGGAUGGCUCUUCAAGGAGUAAAUUUACCAUUGGCUUUUACAGGGCAAGAGGCGAUUUGGCAGAAAGUGUUUCUGAGAUACAAUUUGACCAAACCAGAUUUAGAUGAUUUCUUUGGAGGACCAGCAUUCCUAGCAUGGUCACGGAUGGGAAAUUUACAUGGAUGGGGUGGUCCUUUGCCUCAGAGCUGGUUAGAUCAGCAGUUACAGUUGCAAAAACGAAUACUUAGUCGAAUGCGUGAACUUGGAAUGACUCCUGUUUUACCUGCAUUUUCUGGAAAUGUUCCUUUGGCACUACAAUUUGCAUUUCCUUCAGCAAAAAUAUCUAGACUGGGCAACUGGUUCACAGUUGACAGCAAUCCAAAAUGGUGUUGCACUUUGCUUCUUGAUGCAACUGAUCCACUGUUUGUGGAAAUAGGUCGGGCUUUUAUUGAAGAACAAAGAAGAGAAUAUGGGGGAACAAGCCACAUAUACAACUGUGACACAUUUGAUGAGAACACACCACCAACAGAUGAUCCAGAAUAUAUAUCUACACUUGGAGCUGCAGUAUUCAAAGCAAUGUAUGCUGGUGAUAGCGAUGCAAUUUGGCUAAUGCAGGGUUGGUUAUUCUCAUAUGAUCCAUAUUGGAAGCCACCUCAGAUGAAAGCACUCCUGCAUUCAGUUCCCAUAGGAAGGAUGGUUGUCCUUGAUUUAUUUGCAGAGGUGAAGCCCGUUUGGUCUAGCUCAGAUCAGUUUUAUGGUACUCCUUAUAUCUGGUGCAUGUUACAUAAUUUUGCUGGAAAUAUUGAAAUGUAUGGAGUUUUAGAUGCCAUUUCAUCUGGGCCAGUUGAGGCUCAAACAAGUCAGAACUCGAUGAUGGUUGGGGUUGGCAUGUGCAUGGAGGGUAUAGAACAAAAUCCAGUUGUUUAUGAUUUGAUGUCUGAAAUGGUAUUUCGUGGUGAAAAGGUUAAUGUGGAGGAGUGGAUCAAGAAAUAUCCAACAAGAAGAUAUGGGAUAAAUGUACCGGCAAUACAAGAAGCUUGGGACAUUCUUUAUAGGUCACUGUACAAUUGUACUGAUGGAGGAUAUGACAAAAACAGGGAUUUUAUAGUGGCAUUUCCAGAUGUUGAUCCAUCCCUCAUUGCAGCAUCAAAACCUAUGAUAGAGACCCAUGCAGUAGGAAAUUACAAGGGUAAAGAAAUAACAAAUAUUUCUUUAGUGGCAAAAAGUUCAUCAUUUGAGCAACCACAUUUAUGGUAUCAACCUUCUGAGGUUAUUCGAGCACUAAAUCUUUUUCUUGAGAGUGGUGAUGUGCUAUCUGAGAGCCUCACAUUUAGGUACGAUUUGGUUGAUCUUACCCGGCAAGCAUUGGCGAAACUUGCUAAUCAAAUUUUCCUGAAUGCCGUGAAAGCUUUUAAUGCAAAUGAUGUUGAGCAAGUGGGUAUCCAAGGAAAAUUAUUUCUAGACCUGAUAAGAGAUAUGGACAUCCUCCUGGCGUCUGAUGAUAAUUUUCUACUUGGAACAUGGCUGGAAACUGCAAAGCAACUGGCGGAAAAUCCCGAACUGCAAAAACAGUAUGAAUGGAAUGCAAGAACCCAAAUAACAAUGUGGUUUGAUAACACUGAAACAGAACCUAGUUUACUUCGCGAUUAUGGAAACAAAUAUUGGAGUGGGCUUGUGCAAGAUUAUUAUUUACCUCGAGCAGAAAUCUAUUUCUACCAUUUACUAGAAAGUAUGAGAGGCAACAAGGCAUUUCCAUUUGACACAUGGAGAAGAGAUUGGAUAUCGCUUACAAACAAUUGGCAAGAUAGUACUGAUGUUUAUUCAGUGAAAGCACGAGGAAAUGCUCUCAACAUUUCCCGAGCAAUAUUCAAGAAAUACUUCCAAGGAUUGGGUAUUGCAUCUGUGGAUUACUUAUCAGCUUCAUGAUACUUUUUGGCAGUUUAGGACAAUAAUAUAGAACAAUGAAUUGUGCAAACAACUUUUCUUAAUUUAUUAUGUAAAAAAUUAUUGGCAUUGCCACUGAAUAGUUCACUCCGUGUCUUUACAUUAAAUGCAAAGUUAAUCUUUAACUA
Molecule: messenger RNA, 2888 nt
Organism: Cryptomeria japonica (Japanese cedar)
Lineage: Eukaryota; Viridiplantae; Streptophyta; Pinopsida; Cupressales; Cupressaceae
Product: alpha-N-acetylglucosaminidase
Exons: 19
Coding region: 295-2742 (815 amino acids)
Source: RefSeq, a predicted model, not a curated record